UAAAAAGCGCUGUUAUUUUGCAGAAUGUAAUUAUGUUUUAAACAAGUUUUUUCCGCCGAAUUAAUUAUUCGAAUUGCAGUAAAUAUGCCAGGGGAACCAAUAAAACGCCACCGGACGGACGUUUAAAAGGGAAUUUAGCCUGGCGCAACGUACAGGGCUCCUCUAUCGAAUAAAGUGACACAGUCAGUAAUGGAGAAAGUGGACGUGAUGUGAAAGGCUUCGAAGUUCCUUCGCCGCUUCCGUAGAUUUUUUUAGGCUGGCGCAGAAUCAUGGAAGAAGUGUUUCAGAACGGGAAUUAUCAGAGGGAGUCGAAUGCGAACAUGACUACUAUGGAGACGCAAAAAGAGGACGUAUUACUUGAUCACAUGGAAAUCUCAAUAGUUGAAACAGAAAAGCGAGCAAAUGGAGCAUUGAAUUUAAGAGAGUUUUAUACAGUCUACCUCAUUGAGACUAAAGUUACAGAUCCAGACUUUAAAGGUGCACUUACCAAAGUAAGUUCUCUAUGGCGCCGGUACACAGAAUUUGAACUGCUUCGAGCUUAUUUAGAAAUUUCUUAUCCAUAUAUUGUACUGCCUCCAUUACCAGAAAAAAAAGUUUUAUAUGCAUGGCAAAAAGUUACUACUGACACAUUUGACCCAGAUUUUGUUGACAGACGGAGAGUUGGUCUUGAGAAUUUUCUAUUGAGGGUGGCCUCACAUCCUAUACUAUCUCGUGAUGAGCAUUUUAUGGGAUUUUUGCAACAAAAGGAUGGUUGGAGAGAAAGCAUUAAAGAGACUGGUUAUUUGCAGUUGGUAGAAUCAAAAUUAAAGGCACUGAGUGUAGCAGUGCGUUUACGAAAACCAGAUAAGCGAUUUGAAACAAUAAAAAACUAUGGAAUUGAACUUCAGAAUAAUUUAUGUAACCUACUUCGAGUACGUGCGCGACUUGUAGAAAAACAACAUGGUUUGUACAAAUUACAUGCAAAUUAUGGUCGUGUGUUUAGUGAAUGGAGUGCUAUAGAAAGAGAAAUGGGUGAUGGGCUACAGAAAUCUGGUCACUACUUGGAUUCAUUAGCAGCGACAAUAGAUACAACUCUUGAAGAAGAGGAAUUAAUAGCAGAUCAGUUGAAAGAAUGGUUGUUUGGUGCUUCUGCAUUACAAGCAGUUGUCAAACGAAGAGAAGCUUUACAAUUAGCCAAAGAUGAAGCUCAUGAUGCUUUAACUGCAGCACUUGAACAAAAAGACAAAGUUAUACAAGGUAAAUCAGGUUUAAUGUCAAGAUUAUUUGUAUCCGUGGAUACGGAAGAAGUUCGUGAAUUAAAAAUGCUACAAUUGGAACAAAGGAUUGCACAACACGAAGAAGCUGUCAAACGAGUAGAUGAAGAUUUAAAGUCUUUCUCAAUUAAAGCAAUGAUGGACAUAGAAAGAUUUCAACAUCAAAAAGUAGUAGAUUUAAAAGAAAUUUUGGCAGCUUACUGCAUCUUACAAUUUAAACUUACUAGAAAGGGACUGCAAGCUUGGCAGCAUAUCAAGAGUUGUCUAGAAAGUAUGCCAUAAAAAUCUUCUCUCAUUGAAACUGAGAGCUGAACAAUAAUUGUUCCACAUCUUUCGUGCGAUAUACAUUCCUAUAAUUGUAAGCUCACUCAUACUGUACGCUUAUUAUUACAUCAAUGUACAAGAUUGUUUCUAUUAUUUAAUGUUAGAUUAGAUAAUAUUAUAUAUACACACAAUUCAUGUUGGAUAUAUAGUUAUGUGAGACAUUAUUCAAUAUUUAUAUGUAUUUAGUAUGUUCUUGUUGUACGUAUAAGACACAAUUAAUCAAUUACGUGAAUGUUCAGACAGUACUUAAGGGUAAGAUUUGGGUGAUUUAUAUACAAUAUAAAUCACUGAAUGAGUAAAAUUUCUAGAAAUAUGAAUUUAUGAAAUAUAAAUUUUGAAUUAUGAAAGUUGGAAAUAUCGUUGCUGUAACUUUUAUAUACUGUCUUCUAUAUGCUCAAUAGGCUUCAAUUUUAUUGUCGUCGAUUAAAUUCCCGAUUGUAUCUUAUUUAUCGAUACAAUUGUUGCAUUUAUUUUUCAUAAUAUUAGGAGGCUUAGCCUUAUUGAUAAAUGAUAAAAUUUAAGAUUUGAAAUACUAUUUUCUACAUGUGAAUAGAUAUGUUUUUCUACGUACAUACCUGGUUUAAUAUGUUGUAAUAUGGUAGCUUAGAAUCUAUACUUUUUUCUUAUCAGAAUUUAUUUUCGUUAACACAUUUUGUAAUGUACUGCAUUUAAAAUCGAUGGAUACCUAUUACACCAAUGUUAAAGUUUAAGAAUUUCUUGAAAUUUUGUCUUGCUUGAUAAAGAAAGCUGUUCUUUCUUAUCUGGUCUAAUUUCGUUUCAAUUAGGUAAAUAUAAUAUAUUUAAAAGUACAUCACACAUACAUAUGUUUGCUCACUAAUUCUUCUUAUAAUCCGUAAUAUAAUUUAAAUAGGUAUGAUAAGUUACAUAUUUACAUGAUAAGUUACAUAUUUCUUUUUCAAUGAAUAUCUAAUAUAUACAAUAUUUAUAAUGAAUAAUUAAUGCCAUUUGUAAUAAGUAAUUAUCUCAAAGUUUAUUGUAAUACUUUUUGGCAACACAGUUAAUUGUAAAAGAAAUUCCUAAUAAUUUAAAUAAAAUAUGUGAAACUAUAUUACAA
This is a messenger RNA of Frieseomelitta varia, 2652 nucleotides long. RefSeq names its product sorting nexin-4-like. The record is from RefSeq and is a predicted model, not a curated record. Gene Ontology annotation, molecular function: phosphatidylinositol binding. Lineage: Eukaryota; Metazoa; Arthropoda; Insecta; Hymenoptera; Apidae. The transcript has 10 exons. Bases 270 to 1535 code for a protein of 421 amino acids. Gene Ontology annotation, biological process: protein transport.